Molecule: messenger RNA, 1554 nt
Organism: Penicillium mononematosum
Lineage: Eukaryota; Fungi; Ascomycota; Eurotiomycetes; Eurotiales; Aspergillaceae
Product: tryptophan synthase
Exons: 1
Coding region: 1-1554 (517 amino acids)
Biological process (GO): L-tryptophan biosynthetic process
Cellular component (GO): cytoplasm
Molecular function (GO): tryptophan synthase activity
Source: RefSeq, a predicted model, not a curated record
AUGCUUCGCUCUCUGCGCCGUCUUCGCUCUCUGCGCCGUUUUCUUUGCUUUUCCUCUUCCAAAUCAUGCGAGCCCACUGAUUCUGCGACACAUGGCACGGAAAACGUGGAAGAUCCCAUUCGCUUGAGAUCUGCUGGCAGAACGGUUGCUCAAGCCCGAGUUGCUAGUCCCUGUCUGGAGGGGCUUGGCAGCGUACAGUCCAGGACUCCCUCAGUUUCUCCCAGCUGUGACAGCAGCACACAGACCGAAUUGACAAAUGCCUCAGAUGGCGAAACCAGGGCAACAACAGUAUCAACCGGCACUGGCAACACUUCUACGCCCCCCGAGACACCUGCCAAGUCUACCUCCACGUCGAGACUGACCACAAUCACACCGUAUACCCCCAUCCUGCAGGCAGAUGGCAGUCUGCUGGCCCCGCAGGUCACAUUCGAUGGCUAUGGCUCCUAUGGGGGCCGGUUCGCUCCAGAAUCCAUAAUGGGAUUCCUAUACGAGCUGACAUUAUUCUUCGAGGCCACCGUUUCAGACCCUUCGUUCUGGGAAGAAUAUGCCACGUUCCAGCGUGACCGUGUCACACCACUACAGAUGGCUGGAAAAUUAACCAGCCUGGCAGAUGGGGCUACCAUAUGGCUGAAGCGAGAGGACAAGAAUGAAUAUGGCAGCCACAAGACCCGCAACAUAAUCGGCCAGCUCCUGCUAGCUCGUCGUAUGGGCCGUUCUGAGAUCGUCACGGAUUGCGCCUCGGCCAAACAUGGCAAGGUCACCGCUGCAAUGUGCGCACGUCUGAAAUUGCGCUGCGUGGUAGUCAUUGGUGCAGAUGAUGCUAGUGCCCAGGAGGAGGACGUGCUCGAGAUGAAGUCCCUCGGCGCUAAGGUCCUGACAGCCCGCACACCCUCCGGCAUGGGUAGUCUACGCGCUGCCAUCACAGAAGCCUUGCGGUAUGCGGUCUGCAAUCACGAAUCUGCAUACUACCUCAUGGGUAGCCCGGUGGGUCCCAGUCCCCUGCCGACCCUGGCUCGCACGUUCCAAGCCCUUCUAGGCGACGAGGUUGCAGCCCAAAUGCACGAGGUAGCAGGUCGCCAGCCGGAUGCCCUCGUCACCGCCGUUGGCAGCGGUAGCGGUGCAAUUGGUCUCUUCAGACCGUUCCUUCAUGAUUCAACUAUUCGGUUGGUUGGUGUGGAAGCUGCGAAGGCAGCUGCCCUGACAGAUGGUGGACUUGGGGUACUGCAGGGUGCCCGCACUCUCCUGCUCCAAAACCACGAUGGCCAGAUCCUUGACUCGCAUUCCAUUUCACCAGACAUGAACUUGUCUACUGUGGGUCCUGAGGUCGCCCAUUGGAAGGACUCUGGCCGAAUUGAAAUUUCCACGGCUACCGACGCGGUUGCCCUGGACGGAUUUAGAACCCUUCAGCAACAUGAGGGGAUCUUGCCUGGUCUUGACUCGAGUCACGCAGUAUCCAAGGCACUUGAUCUCGCUAGAGAACUUGGCCCGGGUAAGAAUGUGGUUUUGAUGGUGACUGGGUGUGAUAAUAUCAGCGUACCUGGGUUGGACAUCUGA